GAGUUUUCUACUUCCACCAAAAACCCCCCUAAGCAAAUCAAACAAUGGCCAGUGAAGAAGAAGCAGCAAAACUUGAAAGAUUCCUUCAAUGGCUCCAGGUUAACAAGGUUGAACUAAGAGGGUGCAACAUCAAAUACUGUGGUCAAAAUAAAGGCUUUGGUGUGUUUUCAUCUAAUGAUGUCUCUGAUGGGGUUCUACUUGUUGUUCCACUAGAUCUAGCAAUAACUCCUAUGAGAGUGUUACAAGAUCCCUUUAUUGGACCUGAGUGUAGAUCUAUGUUCGAAGAAGGAGAAGUUGAUGACAGGUUUUUGAUGAUUCUAUUUCUAAUGUUAGAGCGCCUUCGAAAUAAUUCGUCUUGGAAACCGUACCUUGACAUGCUUCCCACCACCUUUGGAAAUCCACUCUGGUUUACUGAUGAUGAGCUUUUGGAGUUGAAGGGGACAACACUAUAUCGGGCAACUGAAUUACAGAGAAAAAGGUUGUUGUCUAUGUAUGAAGACAAGGUGAAGGGCUUGGUGCAGAAACUUCUAAUUCUAGAUGGGGAUUUAGAAAGUGAGGUGUGUUUUGAAGAUUUCCUUUGGGCAAAUUCAGUAUUUUGGGCACGUGCUUUGAACAUUCCCUUUCCACGUUCUUAUGUGUUUCCACAAGUUCAAGAGGAUCAGGACAGUCAGUCUUCACUUAGCAUUGACUCUGGGGUUUCCCAUAGUGAUAUUUCUGCUGGAGACUUGACUGACAGGAAGGAUGAAGAAAGAUCCAAGGUUCCUGGAGUUGAUGGCCAGUUCAAUGAGACUGUCUGGGUGGAGGGCCUUGUUCCUGGCAUUGAUUUUUGCAACCAUGAUCUGAAGGCGGUGGCAACAUGGGAGGUUGAUGGAACAGGAAUGACUGCUGGAGUUCCUCACUCCAUGUACCUUCUUUCUGCUGAAAAAACUCCCUUCCAAAUGGAGAAAGAAGUUACCAUCAGCUAUGGCAACAAGGGAAAUGAGGAGUUACUGUACCUUUAUGGAUUUGUCAUUGAUAACAAUCCGGAUGAAUAUCUUAUGGUCCAUUAUCCUGUAGAGGCAAUUCAGAAUGUUCCCUUUGCUGACUCCAAAAUGCAGCUUCUUGAAGCACAGAAAGCUGAAAUGCGGUGUCUUUUACCUAAACGCUUGCUGGCUCAUGGCCUUUUCCCAGCAGGCACAGCAAGUAAUGAUGACAAUGGUAAGGGAAAAGCAGAGAAAAUUUGCAGCUUCAGUUGGAGUGGUCAGCGCAGGAUGCCGUCCUAUGUAAAUAAGCUGGUCUUUCCUGAGGAAUUUUUAACUACAUUGAGGACCAUAGCCAUGCAGGAAGAUGAGCUGUUUAAGGCUUCUUCAUUUCUUGAAGAGCUUGUAGGGUCUGAAGGGGUGAGGCAACCAACAGAUACAGAAGUUAGAACAGCAGUAUGGGAGGCUUGUGGAGAUUCUGGAGCUCUACAAUUGCUUUUUGAUCUUCUUCAAACUAAGGUGAUGAAUCUUGAAGAAAAUUCUGGAACUGAAGACUGUGAUACCGAGCUGCUUGAAAAGGCCCAGGAUGUGAAAAGCAUUGAACAGUGUGAAAGCAAGGAUACGGAUGAAUCAGGCCAUUACAAAUUCAUGAGCAGAAACAGGUGGUCAAGUAUAGUAUAUAGAAAAGGGCAAAAGCAACUCGCCAGAUUAUUCCUGAAGGAAGCAGAGCACGUCUUGCACUUAUCUUUGAGCGAAGGAGAGUGAGAGAUGAUUUUCUUUUACCAAAAUUCGUGUUUUCACUUCUAUAUUUGGCCUAAGUUGGACAACAGUUUUGUUAACCAUUCACCUUGUCAUCUCUCAAUCAUGUUUGAUCAUUGUUUUUUCAAGAAUAAUAAAGCUGUUGAUAGACCAAUUCUACUUUAUCUACUAGAAAGUCUACUGAAGCGAAAUUCGUAAUGGAAGUUUCAUU
This is a messenger RNA of Populus euphratica (Euphrates poplar), 1929 nucleotides long. Its product is annotated as SET domain-containing protein. Gene Ontology annotation, molecular function: protein-lysine N-methyltransferase activity. The transcript is spliced from 16 exons. The coding region runs from base 45 to 1724 and encodes 559 amino acids. NCBI's taxonomy places the organism in Eukaryota, Viridiplantae, Streptophyta, Magnoliopsida, Malpighiales, Salicaceae. Gene Ontology annotation, biological process: peptidyl-lysine monomethylation. The record is from RefSeq and is a predicted model, not a curated record.